CUUGACCUUUGCCCCGGAACCGCCGUCCGCCGCUGAGAUGCAGGUACCGGGGCCACGGGAAGAAAAGCAGUUGGAGGCAUCCGUUGACACUAUUAUUAGCCGUGUUGCUGAUCUGAAAAGCUCACUGGCAAGCUUCAUCCACAAGUUGGAAAAUGAAUACGAGAGAUUGAACUGGCCCUCAGUGUUGGAUAACUUUGCCUUGGUAUCAGGGCAGUUGAACACUUUGAACAAGCUCCUGAGGAAUGAAAAAACACCACUCUUAAGGAACCAGGUCAUCAUUCCAUUGCUGCUUUGUCCAGAUCGUGAUGAUGAAUUGAUGAAACUAACAGAGGGUCGCGUUCCUGUUUUCAGUCAUGAAGUGGUACCAGAUCACCUUCGGACUAAACCAGAUCCAGAGGUGGAAGAGCAGGAGAAGCAGUUGAGUGCAGACGCAGCACGGUUGGCACCUGAUGUGGCCCAGAAACAGAUUCAAUCACUGAACAAAAUGUGUGGAAUUUUACUGGAUAAACUCAACAACACUCGAGAGGAGCGCGAGUCUGAGAGCGGAGCUUUGCGUCAAAGCAAACAGACGUUUAACCCUGCAGACACCAAUGCCCUAGUGGCCGCAGUUGGGUUUGGAAGGGGAUUGUCCAAACCGAUAAGGCCACAAGGGCCUGGUGGGCCAGUACCACCAGGUCAGACCUUACCAGGAGCUGGACUUCCAGGGGGACCAAGUAUGGCUCAGGUAUCGAUGCAGAGUGGGCCAAACCAACAGCAGGGAAUGGCAGCCCAGGUGCCCCCACAAGGCCAGCCAGGUAAGAUACCUAGCACCAUAAAAACCAACAUAAAAUCCGCAUCAAUGCACCCAUAUCAGAGAUGAGCCACAGGUUUGAACAGCAAGUUGAAACCUCAAGGUAGCUGGAGUUACAACUGGAAACCGAAUCACUUACCGAGAGUGACAUGCUGCCUGCAGGUUGCGUCCAGAUCAUUUAAUUCAUUUCAGUUGAUGUGUACAGCACAAUUGUAAAACACAAACCUUGAAAAGAUAUACAAUACCUUUUAUUGAGGAAAUGUCUACUUUUAUAAUGUCCCAUGCAAAUCAAAUCAAAAUUGCAUAAAUCCCAGCAGUUCUCAAGUGUAGUUUUUUUGUUUUUUUACUUUUGACUAUACUACUGUCAUCUUUUCACAAAUUAAGUGGUUGACUUUUUACUGAUUGGCAGUGCAUCAGGUCAAAUAUUUUACAUUUCAUUUUGUUCAGGUUACACACUGCUGAGUCUCCACUUAAGUGAACCAGAUAAUGAGCAUUUCAAGGUCCCAGGUCAAGUGAAUAUGGGGCUAAAUUCUUACUCAGCUCUCUGUUCAUUUUUUUUAUAAAUGCUGUAUCAUUUAUAAUGGUCGCCUUUAUUCUAACUGUAAAGUAUGUAACUGUCAACUCCUUAAUAAAGUACUAUUUUGAUCAAACAAUAGAAUUGGAGAACUCU
Molecule: messenger RNA, 1460 nt
Organism: Callorhinchus milii (elephant shark)
Lineage: Eukaryota; Metazoa; Chordata; Chondrichthyes; Chimaeriformes; Callorhinchidae
Gene: med8
Product: mediator complex subunit 8
Exons: 7
Coding region: 38-859 (273 amino acids)
Biological process (GO): regulation of transcription by RNA polymerase II
Cellular component (GO): mediator complex; core mediator complex
Molecular function (GO): transcription coregulator activity; RNA polymerase II cis-regulatory region sequence-specific DNA binding
Source: RefSeq, a predicted model, not a curated record